AAACCUUACCCACAAUCCUCUGCGGCCCUCAUAACAACACUCAGCCGGAGGGGCUAGGAUCUGUAAUUUAGCGAAGUCGCUCUGUUUCAGCUGGAAUACGCCAUGGACCAAGAUUACGAGAGUCGGCUACUACGACAGAUCAAUAUACAGAACGACAACGCCAGCCCUGUUAAGUUGACGCCCACCAACUCGCCCUUGUCCUCACCAAGCAAGCAUGGAGAUCGCUUCAUACCGUCCCGUGCUGGAGCCAACUGGAGUGUCAACUUCCACCGCAUAAACGAAAAUGAAAAGUCAUACAGUCAAAACAGAAAGACGAAAGAUGGCACGUCGGACAACAGCAAAGACGGCCUGGCUUACUCGGCUCUGCUGAAGAACGAGUUGUUGGGAGCGGGUAUUGAGAAGGUGCAGGAUCCUCAGACUGAGGACCGGCGGUUGCAGCCGUCCACUCCAGAGAAGAGGAGUCUGUUUAGUUAUUCUCUGAGUGCCAAGCGCUCACUUCCAGAUGACGGCAACAGCAUAUCCCCUUAUUCUUUAUCACCCGUCAGCAGUAACAGUCAGAAGCUGUUGCGCUCUCCACGGAAGCCAAUGCGCAAGAUCUCAAAGAUCCCGUUUAAGGUGCUGGAUGCUCCUGAGCUGCAGGACGAUUUCUACCUCAACCUGGUGGACUGGUCCUCCUUAAAUGUGCUUAGCGUCGGACUCGGGACCUGUGUGUACCUGUGGAGUGCUUGUACCAGUCAGGUGACUAGAUUGUGUGAUCUGUCGGUAGAAGGUGACUCAGUGACGUCAGUUGGCUGGUCAGAGAGGGGAAACUUGGUGGCAGUGGGCACUCAUAAGGGCUUUGUGCAGAUUUGGGACGCAGCUGCAGGAAAGAAACUCUCUGUAUUAGAGGGUCACACGGCCAGAGUAGGCGCGCUGGCGUGGAACGUUGACCAGCUGUCCUCGGGCAGCCGGGACCGGCUGAUUUUACAGAGAGAUAUCCGCGCCCCUCCACAGCAGUCCGAGCGCAAGCUCCUGGGACACCGACAGGAGGUCUGCGGCCUCAAAUGGAGCACGGACCACCAGCUUCUCGCUUCUGGAGGGAACGACAACAAGCUGCUGGUGUGGAAUCACUCCAGCGUCUCUCCCAUGCAGCAGUACACAGAGCACUUGGCGGCUGUGAAGGCCAUCGCCUGGUCGCCGCACCAGCACGGUCUGCUGGCCUCCGGUGGGGGAACGGCCGACCGCUGCAUUCGCUUCUGGAACACGCUGACUGGUCAGCCUCUACAGUCCACAGACACCGGCUCACAGGUCUGCAACCUGGCCUGGUCCAAACACACCAACGAACUGGUCAGCACACAUGGAUAUUCUCAAAAUCAGAUCCUGGUUUGGAAAUAUCCCUCCCUCACUCAGGUGGCCAAGCUCACAGGACAUUCCUACAGAGUGUUAUACCUGGCCAUGUCACCAGAUGGAGAGGCGAUAGUCACGGGAGCAGGAGAUGAAACUCUGCGCUUCUGGAACGUCUUCAGCAAAACCAGAUCCACCAAGGAAUCCAUAUCCGUUUUGAACCUGUUCACGAGGAUCCGGUAAUAUUUGCAUGCAUUCGGAAGUGCUAACAUUUUUUCAGGACUCCUGUGAGGAAUAAAACACUGAUUCUGAUCACCAUGACGACCUGUGUGACUGACAGACACUAGACCACGCCCCUUCUCUGUGGUGCGGCUCUCUGAAAGGAGCUCCGGGUGGAGAGGGGGGUCGUUUAUAUAUAAAGGGGCAGGGUUCCCCCUUUUAUUAUACGUUAAAGAGGAUCAGAUGCAUAACUGCCAAAUAAGCAACGUGUGAAUGUUUGUUAAAGGGUCUGUUUAAGGUUUUUUUUCCACCAUUGUGCUUUUUCUAAACCUGUUAUUUUACACCGCCUCUGCCAUCUCCAGUCUGCGGUGACGAGCUUUGUGCCCUUUAGCCUUAAACUGCAGUGCUGCGUUCACCUCUGGGGGGUCAGUGCCAGGCCUUCCAACGUCACAGCUCUGAUUUUUCUUUCUUUGUUGUUGUGUGGUUGUUUUUUUUAAUAUUAUUAUUAUAAUUUUGUUUUGAAUUAGGCCCCUUUUGUAAUCUUGCUUGAUUUAUUGAUUGUUUUUAUUUAAAAAAAAGGUAUCAUAGGUUUUUAAAAAAUGAGUUAAAAUUAUUAUUAAUCAUAGUGUUGUAGUCUAGACCACAAGAACCAAGUCUAGUCCAAGUCAAGACUGAGGCUUUUAGGCCCAAUCCCAUUUCACCCCUUGGCUCUCCUACUUUACUCCUACUCCUUGUUUUGGAGUGUAACUCUUCCCCUUGGAACAGAGUUAACUUUAACUAGAGAAAGGGGUAUUUUAUGUCUACAGAAAGGAAGAAAAUCAUGUAGAAAUGAUUUAUUAUUGUCCAUUGCUUAAUUCAUCUGUGAUGAGAAGCUGAAAUUAGCUUUAAUUAGCUUUUAUUCUAUUUUUUCCGUUCCACCUUAAAAGCUGCAGCUUCUGCCCUCUAUUGCACCAUUUAAGGUGGAACGGUAGAGUUAGAUAAGCUAGCUAACUACUGAGGCAAACUAGUAGCGAUUUUUUUAUGCUUGUUAUGAAGAUUUCAACCAUAAAACAUUGAAGCUACGCAUUUAACUGUGGUAAAAUAGUGCUAAUCAUCACUUUUAACAAGAAAAAUACUUUUACAUUUGUGUUUUUCUUACCAGUGAUUCUCAUACCCCUUCGUUUAAAGCGUGCAUCUGAAAAAUCUGUGUAUGAAGGGCAAACAAGCCCCUAUCCAUUCCCCUAACCUACCCCUCCAGCCUAACAAGAAUCAGGACAAGGGCUAGGGCCAACGGGUGAAAUGGGAUUGGGCCUGAUCUAGUCAGAGUCAAGACCAAGACUAGCAGUGGCAGAGAUUGGGACACGGCCGAGACCAGAUUAGAAUAUUUUUUCAUAAUAUAAAAGUAAAGGAAGGAAAGGAGAAAAAAAAUCUAUAUAUAUAUAUACAUUAAAUAAUAUAUAGCCUAAAAUAAUGUCUAUUAAUAUAGUCUGCAUUCAUUCGAGUACAACACUAGUUUUUCCGAGGUUUUUUUUUUUAUUAUUAUGGUGUUUUUGUUACAAAUCAAAUCAACAGAGCGCAAAUCUCUUCUUAAUAUUCUUAAUAAUGUCCAUAACGCACAACGAAGCACCGAAUAUAAUGUUUCCUAAACCACUGUUUAUUUUUAUUUUUUUUUACUCCAGCUAACAAAAAAAGACUGAUUUCUGUGGUAUAAAACAUUUAGUCAUUGGCUCAUGUUUUACUCCAGCUUCUCGUUUUUAUUUGUUGUACUUUUUUAAAAUGCUUUUUCUUUUAUUUGUACUUCUUUUUAAUGUUUUUUGUAAAUCUCGUCUCGUCUUGUUGGGGUGUGUUGUUUGAAUGUCACGCUCGGACCGUGUGAAUGAAUGGUAUUUAUUUGGUUUGCGAGAUUGUGUUGAGACUGUGCUUGAGCGGACGUUUUAUUACAUGUAGGUUGGAAUAUGAACACUUGCCUUUAUGUGUUUUAUGUACAAUUUUCAAACCAAUCCGAGACAGCAGCCAUGUCUGAACAGCUUCUAGAAUGUUCAGAAUACACAAGAAAAAGAAGAACAAUUACUGUUUUCUUACCGAGGAGAGUCAAUAAAGUAAGUGUUUCAUGUUUAA
Astyanax mexicanus (Mexican tetra) is the source of this 3639-nucleotide messenger RNA. RefSeq names its product fizzy-related protein homolog. The coding region runs from base 103 to 1566 and encodes 487 amino acids. Gene Ontology annotation, biological process: positive regulation of anaphase-promoting complex-dependent catabolic process; positive regulation of ubiquitin protein ligase activity; anaphase-promoting complex-dependent catabolic process. The transcript is spliced from 14 exons. Lineage: Eukaryota; Metazoa; Chordata; Actinopteri; Characiformes; Acestrorhamphidae. The record is from RefSeq and is a predicted model, not a curated record. Gene Ontology annotation, cellular component: anaphase-promoting complex. Gene Ontology annotation, molecular function: ubiquitin ligase activator activity; protein binding; anaphase-promoting complex binding.